AUGGGAGGCGGAGAUCUUAACCUCAAGAAGUCGUUCCACCCGACGCUGCGACGGAACCAGGCAGCCGUCUACGACGAAGAACAGAAAGCCUUGGCCGAGCGCAAGCGCACCCAGCAACGCAUCAAUGAGAUCAAGGAGGAGCGCGCCAAAGAGGAGCUGCAGCGGCAGCUCGAGGCCGCGGGCGGCAAGAAGCGCGUAGACCGCGUCGAUUGGAUGUACCAAGGUCCGACGGACGGGCAGGCCGGCACGAGCGAAGAGACGGAGGCGUACUUGCUGGGCAAGCGGCGCAUCGACAACCUGAUCAAGGGCACGGAACACAAACAACUGGAGAAGGCCGCCGGGCAAGAGAGUUUCAUGGCGCUGCAGAACGCGAACAGCGCCCGCGAUACAGCAUCCAAGAUCCGCGAUGACCCGCUGCUGGCCAUCAAGCGGCAGGAACAGGCGGCCUACGAGGCCAUGAUGAACGACCCAAUCAAGCGACGCCAGCUUCUGUCGUCGAUGGGCAUCGAGGACAAGAAAGAACGGGACCAGGACAGCAGGCACAGAAAGCAUCGCCACCGACAUCGGAGCCGGGAUCGCGACCGCAACCACGACCACGACCACGAGAGACGACACAGGCGGCACAGAUCGUACUCACGGUCGCGAUCGCCACGACGGCGCCGGCGCGACGACUCGGAGGACGAGUAUAAACACAGGCACAGGCGAGCCAGAGAUACGGACGAGCGCAGUCCGCCACGACGCGACAGAGACCGAUCAGAAGACCGCCACGGCCACGGACAUAGUGACUCCCGUCGUCGCCACGAAGACAAGCAGCGGCGCGGAUCGGGCUCCGAGGAGCGGCAGCGGCGGAGGAGUCCGUCUUUAGAGGACAGGCGACGAAGCCAUGGACGCAGAGACGACGAAGCGAGAGAUGGAAGCAGGUACAAGCACCGUGACGCGAGACAGCGGGACGAGAGGCGGAACGGGAACCACCGAGAUGGUCGAUACCCCCCGAGAGACACAAAUGGCGAUUCGAAAAAGGACGAGGAAGCGGAGCGGGCGAGGAGGCUCGCGGCGAUGCAGUCUGCGGCAUCGGAGCUGGAUCAAGACCGCGACGCGCGGCUACGACAACUGGAGGAACGAGAGCGGGCGGCGCGAGAGGCCGACGACCGGGCGAGGGACCGGGCGGGCGACCGGGGAUUCAUCAACGGGCUGCACAAGCAGGCGGGCAACAUGGCGCUCUCGGAGCGGAUGGGGAGAGCGCGGCAGGGAUACCAGAGAGACGACGAUUAG
Molecule: messenger RNA, 1272 nt
Organism: Purpureocillium lilacinum
Lineage: Eukaryota; Fungi; Ascomycota; Sordariomycetes; Hypocreales; Ophiocordycipitaceae
Product: RNA-splicing factor
Biological process (GO): mRNA splicing, via spliceosome
Cellular component (GO): U2-type spliceosomal complex
Source: RefSeq, a predicted model, not a curated record